AUGUUCAUUCAACAAGGAAAACAAGAAGGAUGGCUGCAGGCCGAUCUCGGGACCACUUAUGCGUGGCUGCGGCACAACGGAGUCAAGUUCGAGGCGGUCGGUCCCAGAGUGAUAGACGGAAGAGGAACUGCUCUGGUCGCGAGCGAAGAUAUAGAAUCUCUCUCGCCGCUGUCACGGGAAAUUUUGACUGUUCCCAAAGAACUAGUUCUGUCAAGCGAAACUGUGAACAAUCAUGCCCUGUUCGAUCAGGACCUGAGGCAGGUCAUUGAGAGUCUUGGUGAUUGGGGCCGGACUGCCAGAGGAGCGAUACUUACGUUCUUGCUAUACCAAGCUUCUCUGUCAUGCCCAAGCAUCGUUGAGAAAAUCGGCGUGCGAUGUGAGUUCACUCAAUAUGUCAAGACGCUGCCGUGCGAAAUGCUUCCUACGUUCUGGAACGCAGAAGAACUGCACCUACUUGAUGGCACCACCCUCGCACCAGCCGUUUCCUCCAAGAUGAUUCGCCUGCACAAAGAGUACGAUGAACUAUGCGCGAUGGCUGCAAACACCAAGUGGUUUCGGCUCGUUCAGACACAUCUCGAUUUUGACGACUGGAUGCAAGUGGAUGCAAUGUUUCGCUCCAGAGCGCUUGAAUUUCAUGGCUCUUGCAUGAUACCUGGGAUGGACCUUGCCAGCCAUGCACCUGGCGAAGCGACCAACGUGACAUAUGACAAGACCGAGGAUUCAUAUGUCUUGCGGUUAAUUCACGGGAAGUCUGUGAAGAAGGAUGAAGAGAUCGCAAUUACGUACGGAGACGAAAAGGGAGCCUGCGAGAUGUUGUUUUCUUAUGGCUUCAUUGACCAUGCGAUGGAUACCGCCGAAACGCUGUUCCUCAGCCUUUCAAUCCCCAUGACUGACGCAAGCAGAGCUGCGAAAGCGAGAGUCGCAAAUUGCGCUCCGGGGUUCAAGCUAAUAGACAUUGCAGACACCAACGAUUCGAUGGCUGCCACUCCGAACUCACACGCAGAGAUCGACUGGAAGGGCGAUUUCGUCUGGCUCCUCUGCGUGAGUGAAGACGACGGUCUCUCCUUCCAGCUCGCUCAAACUAUCGAUGGGGAAGAAGAAAUCUGCGCCAACUUUCGGGGCCAGGACUUUGAGGGUGCCGACGGACUACGGAGACUUCUCGCACAGGACAAAUUGUGGGAUGUCUUUAGACUGCGGGCAAUUGUCAUUCUGCAACAGCGUGUGUUCGAGCAGCUCCAGGCACUGUUUGAGACGCAGGAAAGCGUUGAACUUACGCCGCAUGGCGACGGAACACCGAUUCGAACCGGACCCUGGGACCUAGCGUUGAAGCUGCGAAGGCUUGAAUUCGAGCUUCUAGAAAAGGCAUACGAGGUAUUCGAGGCUCAGAAAAUUGAGCUGGCUGACUCGCCCGUGGUUCGAGAAUAUCUGACAGAGAUGAAUCGGACGGAAUGAUGACUAGCGAGCGAAGGCUUACAGUAGAAUCGGAGAUCAUGCCAGAACCGAGAAGGAGGUCACUGAGGUGCGAGCAUGCACGUACCAUAUGUUGUGGCGAGCGCAGAAACGUCAGGUGGUCAGGUUGUGGAGCAGCAUCUUGCAAAGGUUGAGCAGCAAUGGGUCCGUCAUGGUGCAGGAGAGGACGACACGCGGGCCCAACCAGGGCAUUGCGUUGCUCAACCGCAUGCCGCCAUGGCUGCCCAGCUGGGCUAAAAUCGCCUGCGCUAAUCAAGCACCCCACAAAAGCCACAAAGACAGCCCUGGACCCGACUCUCUGCAGGUGAUAACCUUGGAAUAAAUUAUAGGGCCUUCUUUUCGUUCUGUAAAUGGGAAACUACAUACGAUGCGCUCC
Molecule: messenger RNA, 1846 nt
Organism: Dissoconium aciculare CBS 342.82
Lineage: Eukaryota; Fungi; Ascomycota; Dothideomycetes; Mycosphaerellales; Dissoconiaceae
Product: SET domain-containing protein
Exons: 5
Coding region: 1-1452 (483 amino acids)
Biological process (GO): peptidyl-lysine monomethylation
Cellular component (GO): nucleus
Molecular function (GO): protein-lysine N-methyltransferase activity
Source: RefSeq, a predicted model, not a curated record